Messenger RNA from Rana temporaria (common frog), 2401 nucleotides. Its product is annotated as zinc metalloprotease ZmpB-like. The transcript is spliced from 8 exons. Lineage: Eukaryota; Metazoa; Chordata; Amphibia; Anura; Ranidae. The coding region runs from base 262 to 2301 and encodes 679 amino acids. The record is from RefSeq and is a predicted model, not a curated record.
GUAGGAGUUAAAAAUAAAAUAUCAGACAGAAAGUGAAACCAAGUUGUGGCCUGUGUAUUUUAGUUUCUCCUGGUAAGACGGCAUAUAGUUUGUUCCUAGAUCGAUACUUUUACCGGGAUCAGAAUAUAUAAACAAGUGCCAGGUUGGAGCAGACAGACUCGGGAACUGUUGAGCUACACUGGGAUCCACUGGAUCACUUGGAAAUCAAGACCAAAAACAAUCACAGAGUUUGCUGAUUAAAAGAAGACGGGAUUGCUUGGAAUGGACUGUGAAAACAGCACCAGCCUUUCUCAAACAAUUGAGAAACUUGAGGAAACCCCAAAGGAUAUGAAGGCCUUUACUUUUAAGAACACUGGGGAGGAGGGAGACAUCAACCAUGUGGGAGAAGAGGCAGUAAUAUUCGAAGACUCCGAUGUGGGUGAACCUGAUGAAGGCAACAGCAAUGAAGGCGAUGGAGGACCUCACAUAGACAACAUCGCUGAUGAGAUCGGAGAACCUGCAAAGGAAUCGGUAGAUGUUGUAGCUGGAGAGCCAACUGUUGCCGAAAAGGACGAUGAGUUUGGUGCCUUUGUGGGUGAACCAGUGGAGGAGGAGAGCAGCAAUUCCAUGCAAGCACUUGAAAAGGAGAACUCAAUUGAAAGUUCGGAAGUCACUGACAAUGCAGAUCGCUCCGUAAAUGGUGAAGAGAUUCUGAAAGCCAAUGAUAAACCAGUGGAGGACGACAGCAGCAAUUCCAUGCAAGAAUUUGAAAGGGAGACCUCAAAUGAAUCUUUGAAAGUCACUUACAACGAAGAAAAGAUCCCGAAAGGCUGUGGUGAACCAGUAGAGGAGGACAACAACCAAUCCAUGCAAGAAGUUGAGGAGGAUAUCUCAAAUGAAGGUGUGAAAGUCACUGACUAUAAAUGUUGCUUAGUAAAUGAAGAAGAGUUCCCGAAAGCCUGUGGUGAACCAGUGAAGGAGGACAGCAGCAAUUCCAUGCAAGAGGUUAAGGAGGAAAUCUCAGCCGAACCUUUGACGGUCAUGGCCAACGAAGAGUGCUCAGUAAAUGACGAAGAAGUCCCAAAAGCCAAUAAAGAAGCGUUCCCGAAAGCCUGUGGUGAACCAGUGAAGGAGGACAACGACCAAUCCAUGCAAGAAGUUGAGGAGGAUAUCUCAAAUGAAGGUUUGACGGUCAUGGCCAACGAAGAGUGCUCAGUAAAGGACAAAGAAGUCCCAAAAGCCAAUGAAGAAGCGUUCCCGAAAGCCUGUGGUGAACCAGUGAAGGAGGACAAUGACCAAUCCAUGCAAGAAGUUAAGGAGGAAAUCUCAGCCGAACCUUUGACGGUCAUGGCCAACGAAGAGUGCUCAGUAAAUGACGAAGAAGUCCCAAAAGCCAAUGAAGAGAAUAUCCAAUGUGCUUUGGCAGAUAUAAUUUCCAAGAUCAAUACAAAAUCGGAAGUCCCCAAGACUUGCAUAAGUGAUACAAAAGCUUUGUCCAACGUGAAAUCCAGUUGUGCCUUGAAAAAAAGGAAAAGAAAGACUCAAUUUAAGAGUUCUUCAUAUGAGGAAAAGUCCAAAGUCGGAGAUGUAAAAUCUCCAGAGGGGCGCAGGCUGAACAGACAUGGCGAUGACAAUGGAAGUGAUGGAGGUGGAAUCGGAGGUACAAGAACUCCAGAGGGGUAUAUGCCAGACAUACAUGGCGAUGGCGUUGGCACUGACGGAGUUGAGGAAGAAUGUCUUAGAACCUCGAGUGUGAAAAGGAAAUGUUUUCCAUUUGGAUUUCAUUUGAAAAUAGAGUUACUACUGAUGGUAAAAAUAUGGGUGAUGGUAAACGUAGCAACAGGUGCAACAAUUCCCCCCCAAUCUUACCAGUGUUGUACGUUUGAAUCUGUAGUCUCUAAAAUAUCAAACUUUUCUAUAAAAUUGGGUACGGAGGACAUUUGUAACUACAAUUCUUAUGCAAAGCUUAUUAAUUGCACAAAGGGGUCAUUAUGUUUUAUAACCAAUGACUACAAUGUGAAGUUUUGCGACAAAACAAAUAACGUAGAGGCCUUAAUUAUGGAGUAUGGACAGAACAGAACUAUCAUUAACUCAUCAGAUCAAGAGGAGCUGUCUGAUGAACAAGUGGCAAUUUGGCAGAAAUAUUAUGGUAACAAUUCAAGAACAACCACUGUGACCCCAUUUCCCACCACGCCCAGUAAAAUGCCAGAAACGGGGGUUCAUUUCUCUACGAUUGUCACUGCAGUCAUCAUACUGACACUGGGCAUACUGUGUGUCUUUACUUGCCGUUACUUGGUGACCAGAUCCACCCCGAUCUCCUAAAUGAGGAUACGACUGCUGAGGAGGAGGAUGAAUUGAAUGCAAUGAAAGAGACUGUUUAAAACAAUACUUUGCUUUUCAAUAAAGCGAUGCAAAUGGAAAA